AUGGAUAACGAAAGUAGUGAGAGCACCCCGUCUGGCCCGAGCAAGCCAUCCACCGGCAGCACGCCCCAAGGACGCUCCGACUCGGCAUCUGCUGCUACACCCCAACCGCCGCCCUCCUCAUCUUCGUCGCGACCAGUUGUUGCUGGCCCUUCAUCUACUGCCCAUAGCUCGCAAAACUCCAAACGACGUCGUGGUCUCGGUAUUGUCACCCCAAAUGCGUGCACGGAAUGUCGCAAGAAGCGUGCUAAGUGCGACGGCAGCAAGCCAUGUGGUCGCUGUAGGGCCCAAAAAGUCGACUGUGUCUACGAAAUUCCCGUUCGCCAAUCCAAAGAAAAUCUACGAAGCGAAAUUGAGCAGCUGCGACAGCGCCAACGGUCCAGCGAUCAAGUAUUUUCCGCCCUGGUUCGCUCUAAUCUCUGGGAGGAUGUUCUAGGCCGCUUGCGCGAUGGCCAUUCUGUCGACAGCAUCUCCGACUGGCUUGGCAGCAACCUGGCGUCUGAGAUUGACCCCGUCGGUUCGCGAAGCUCUGCUUUCCCCCAGCACCAAGCUGGGGAUACCGGUAUGGCAACUAGUGACGCACCCCGUCGCUCCAUCAUACCGGCGACAGACUACGGCCAAGGAGCCCAAGGACUAGCUUCCAUGAGCCUCAGCCCCUCCCAGUCGCAUGCGCCUUACCACGGUCACCCGAGACAAUCCAGCCCCUGGCAAUUUGCAGCGCAUGAGCAUGCGGCGGCCAAAUCAACGAGAAGCGACUCUCUCGCUGAUGCCCGAAGUAUGGCUUCUGAACUUCAUGGCCCACCCCAGACGCGCGUUGGAUAUUGGGCCGAAACCAUGGAAAGUGAUGCCAGCCACGAAAGUCAACUCCCACGCUUCCGUGGCCUCGAACAGGUGCUCUCACCACUUAGCGACCCUGAAAUGCAGCGUAAUUCCUCGGGUACCUGGACUGGCAUUACAAGCGACGUCAAUUUGGUUCACCAUUUACUCGCCCUGUAUUUUUGUUGGGAGUACCCUACCUUUGCUUCCCUGAGUAAGGAACAUUUCCUCCGCGACUUCCAAGACGGCCGUCAUCGAUAUUGCUCGCCCAUUCUUGUCAACGCGUUGCUUGCGUUGGGCUGCCGCUUUUCAACGCAGCCGAAAACACGAGAAUUUCCAAAUGACCCAUAUACCUCUGGCGACCACUUUUUCAAGGAGGCCCUUCGGCUCCUGAACGCAGAGUCGGACCAGCAUUCACUCACAGUCAUCCAGGCCCUGGGCAUCAUGUCCAUACGAGAGGCCAGCUGCGGUCGAGACUCGGAAAGUUGGUACUACUCUGGCCAGAGUAUCAAGUUAGCCAUUGAAAUGGGUUUACAUCUUUCUCCGGAGCGUGGUGAGCCUGACGAGCUGGCUGUGCAGUCGGCCACAUUUUGGGGUGCCUUUGCGCUCGAUCACGCUUGGUCGCUGGCUACAGGCUCCCUCCCGCAAAGCUCCUGUUUUGCCCGGCUGCCAAUGAAGCCAGGCAUUAUUGCCGAUAUCGAAUCCUCCUUAUGGGUUCCCUACACAGACGAUGGCGCGCCUCUGCAACGUUCCUGCGAACAACCGUCCAACGUCAGGUCCGUGUAUAAAUGCUUCUGUGAAUUGAGCGAGCUCGUCCACCAAUCACUUUACAUGCUGCACUCUCCUGGGAAGCCGCUGACGGCUCGGGAGCUACUCGACGUUUACACUCAGUACCUCAACUGGUACGACAGGAUACCCGGGUCGCUGCGUCUGGGCCACAACUUUACCCCAGCAGUUCUUUUUGCACACAUGUACUAUCAUUUUGCCAUUCUACUCCUCUUCAGGCCCUUGAUCAAGCUGCACAUUGUUGGCUCCAAAGUCUCACCGCGUGACGUCUGCUCCCAAGCCGCCGACGCCAUUCAAAAUCUACUCAAGUCGUAUUCACAGCUAUACACACUACGGCGGACACCGUCCUUUGUCCCGUACUUUGUGCUCACAUCAACGAUAAUGCACCUCGCAAUUGGUGCUACCAGGCUCUCUUCCGGCUUGAGCGGCGCCUCGACCACGGACACCGAUACCAUGGGCGAGAGCGCCAAGAUAAACCCCCGCGUAUCCGACUCGCUGGCCCAAGGUAUCGCGGACCUAGCUGAGAUGGCGCCAUGCCAUCAAUUUGCUGAGCAAGCCCUUAACAUACUGCGGUUUCUCGCCAAGAAAUGGAAUAUUGAGGUAGAAUUCGGCGGCAGCAACAACCCCGUCCCCGAUGACUACGAGAAGCUUCUCAAACCCUACACGAGCAGCCUGAACUUUUUCGCGCCCAAUUUCACGGCUGAAGAUUUCAUCUGCCGUUGGGGAACGGCUAGUAUUGUCGCCGACCCUAACCAACCAUCCCCUAGCCCGGGGACGGGGCUACAGGCUGCUGUGGACGAUAUUGAAAACCCAUUGUUUUGGCCUUUCCCCAUGCAAGGGCGGCCGAUGCUACCCUCUGGGAAGGAGCUCUUACAAGCUGGCUUUACUAUGAUUUAA
This is a messenger RNA of Cordyceps fumosorosea ARSEF 2679, 2496 nucleotides long. Its product is annotated as Transcription factor. NCBI's taxonomy places the organism in Eukaryota, Fungi, Ascomycota, Sordariomycetes, Hypocreales, Cordycipitaceae. The record is from RefSeq and is a predicted model, not a curated record. Bases 1 to 2496 code for a protein of 831 amino acids. Gene Ontology annotation, biological process: regulation of DNA-templated transcription; DNA-templated transcription. Gene Ontology annotation, molecular function: zinc ion binding; DNA-binding transcription factor activity, RNA polymerase II-specific; DNA binding. The transcript has 5 exons.